Messenger RNA from Vespa crabro (European hornet), 3101 nucleotides. RefSeq names its product 5'-AMP-activated protein kinase catalytic subunit alpha-2 (gene AMPKalpha). Gene Ontology annotation, cellular component: cytoplasm. Lineage: Eukaryota; Metazoa; Arthropoda; Insecta; Hymenoptera; Vespidae. Bases 541 to 2082 code for a protein of 513 amino acids. Gene Ontology annotation, biological process: protein phosphorylation; intracellular signal transduction. Gene Ontology annotation, molecular function: protein serine/threonine kinase activity; ATP binding. The transcript is spliced from 10 exons. The record is from RefSeq and is a predicted model, not a curated record.
AAAAUGCAUUUUCAUAACGUAAAGUAAAGCAUUACGUGACCAAUAGAACAUCGAUAGCUUUGAAAAUACAACGUGCGGUAGCGCACUGUUCAGUGUUAAAUUUUCCGUCAUUUUUAUUUCUUUUUAAAAAUAUUUUCGAACAAAUAAGACGUUGCAAACAUUGUUCAAUUGUGUAUAUAUAUAUAUUAUUAUUAUUAUUAUUAUUUUUCUUUUUUUUUUUUCUUUAAUAUAUUUUUCUGAUAGAUACACCUCUUAUAUGAUACAUUUACGAUAAGAAUUUCUAACAAUUCAUUGUUUUUGUUGUUUCGUCAGUUUUAAUUUUACACAACGAUACUUCGUACGUCUUCCGCAAAUGUAUUAUUAAUUUAUUCGCGAUAUCUAUUAUUUUUUCUCAUCCUUGCAAUUUAGUUUAUAAAGAUACUAGAGAAAGAAAUGAAUAACAGAAAUUAAAGAAAAUUCUAUAAAAUAAUGUGACAUAUCCAUUGUUUUUAGAAAAAAAAAAUUAUUGUCAUCAAUUCUUCCUAUGUAGAAUAAUUUAAAAUGUCUGAAAAAAGUCAAACUAGUCAACCACAACCUAUCGUUAAGAUAGGCCAUUAUACAUUAGGACAAACUUUAGGUGUUGGUACAUUUGGUAAAGUAAAAAUUGGUGAACAUGUUUUAACAAAGCAUAAAGUUGCAGUAAAAAUUCUAAAUCGGCAAAAAAUUAAAAGUUUGGAUGUAGUGGGUAAAAUAAGACGGGAGAUACAAAAUUUGAAAUUAUUUAGGCACCCUCAUAUUAUUAAAUUAUAUCAAGUCAUAAGUACACCAACAGAUAUAUUUAUGAUUAUGGAAUAUGUCUCUGGAGGGGAAUUAUUUGAUUAUAUUGUAAAACAUGGAAAACUAAAGGAGCAUGAAGCACGAAGAUUUUUUCAACAAAUUAUUUCUGGCGUUGACUAUUGUCACAGACACAUGAUAGUUCAUCGUGACUUAAAGCCAGAAAAUCUUCUUUUAGAUCAUAAUCUUCAUGUGAAGAUAGCAGAUUUUGGUCUAUCAAAUAUGAUGAUGGAUGGAGAAUUUCUACGUACGUCAUGUGGUUCACCAAAUUAUGCUGCGCCUGAAGUAAUAUCUGGAAAAUUAUAUGCUGGUCCUGAAGUAGAUAUUUGGUCAUGCGGAGUUAUAUUAUAUGCUUUACUUUGUGGUACAUUACCGUUUGAUGAUGAACAUGUGCCUACAUUAUUUCGUAAAAUAAAAUCUGGAAUUUUUCCUAUUCCGGAAUACUUAAAUAAAAGUGUUGUUAGUCUACUAUGCCAUAUGCUUCAGGUUGAUCCUAUGAAAAGGGCUACAAUUGAAGAUAUAAAGAAACAUGAAUGGUUUCAAAAAGAUUUGCCGUCAUAUUUAUUUCCAUCGCCUGUAGAACAAGAUUCUUCUGUGAUUGAUAUAGAUGCCAUUAAUGAAGUUUGCGAAAAGUUUAAUGUGAAGGAAGCAGAAGUUCAUUCUGCCUUACUUGGUGGUGAUCCACAUGAUCAACUGGCAAUUGCUUAUCAUUUGAUUAUUGAUAAUAAAAGAAUUGCCGAUGAAGCUGCUAAAGCAGAAUUAAAAGACUUUUAUGUCGCAUCAAGUCCACCACCAGUUACAUUUAGUCCAAGUGAUGCUAAUAGCAGUCCGCUAAGACCUCAUCCAGAAAGAAUUGCUCCAUUAAGACAAUCCUCGCAAAGUUCAUCCGCAUCAAUGCAAGGAAGUAGAGGUACACCAGUGAAACGAGCAAAAUGGCAUUUAGGAAUAAGAUCACAGUCCAAACCAAAUGAUAUCAUGAACGAAGUUUAUCGUGCAAUGAAGGCACUUAAUUUUGAAUGGAAAAUAAUAAAUGCAUACAGUGUUAAAGUUAGACAAAAAAAUAAAUUAACUAGCAGAUAUAGUAAAAUGUCGUUACAGCUUUAUCAAGUUGAUUGUAAGAGUUAUCUGUUAGAUUUUAAAUCUUUAUCCAGUGAAGAAACAGAAGAUAUUAGCAGAGAUCCCUCUUUGCCACCACCUCAAGCAACUGGCCAUCAUACUAUGGAAUUUUUUGAAAUGUGUGCUGCAUUAAUUACACAAUUAGCACGGUAAAGUGACUUCUGUUACAUAUAUUUUACAUUAUUUUAAAUAUUGGUAAAAUAUCUUCUGUAACUGCUAAAAAAUUAUUAUAAAAUGAAAUUUCUGUACGAGAUAUAUGUGUAUAGUGAGAAAUGGAUAGUCCCUUUAUUCUAUUAUAUAUAUCAGUAUUUUAAAAUCUUUGUGAGAGGUCAUCAAAUUUUAUUUAGUUUAAUAUUAUAUUUGAUUAAUGAUGAUAUUUUUAUGUAGUUUCGUAAUAUUGUAAAUAUCAAAAUUUUAUUGUCUACAAUUAGAAACAAAGUUAUCGUGUUAUUGACGAUCGAGUACUUUUAAAAUGAAAAAAUCAAAUAUCGAUUAAUUUUAAAUUAUAAUCAAUACGACAUUUAUAACAUAUAAUUUAAUUUAAUUUAAUUUAAUUUAAUUUAAUUUAAUUUAAUUUAAUUUAACUUAAUUUAAUUUAAUUUAAUAUAAAUAUGGUAAUAUAAAAAAGAAAUUUUAUUGUCUGAUGUAACUGUCAUUUAUUGAUAUAUGCAAUGAUGGAAUAAUACAUUAUAAAUUUUAUGUUAUUGCGCUAUUACUUACCUACCUCAUACAGCAUUAAUCUAUCAGUACAUUCGUUUGCUAAUAAAAAUUUAAUUUAUUACGAACAAAAAUUAAAUAUGUUUGUGCACGUUUAGAAAAAUAUACAUUAUUAUAUCUUAUCAUAUCUCAAUUGUUUUAUCUAGGUCAUCGGUUACUAGAUAUAGAUCAUCAUUUAUAAACGAAGUUUUGCAUAAAUUGAUUACUGUAAUUAAUAAUGCAAUAUGAGAUAAUCUUAGAAAAACAGAAGAACUCUAUGAAAAAUCUUUAAAUUGUAAAAUUAUAUAAUCUAUAUAUAUAUAUAUAGAUAUAUUUUUGGACACACAAGGGUGUUUAAAAACAUAAAUGUUAACAUGUAUAUAUGUAUGUAUAAUAACUUAAAACGAAAAUACACGUUAAGCACCGUGUUAUAUUAAAAUUAUGAUGAUUAAAAAUAAAAUUUGUACACAAUGGCA